Penicillium malachiteum is the source of this 1950-nucleotide messenger RNA. Its product is annotated as transmembrane 9 family protein. Gene Ontology annotation, biological process: vacuolar transport; protein localization to membrane. The transcript has 4 exons. The record is from RefSeq and is a predicted model, not a curated record. Gene Ontology annotation, cellular component: fungal-type vacuole membrane; endosome. Bases 1 to 1950 code for a protein of 649 amino acids. NCBI's taxonomy places the organism in Eukaryota, Fungi, Ascomycota, Eurotiomycetes, Eurotiales, Aspergillaceae.
AUGCGGUUCACCGACCGGAACUCCGUUCUAGCUUCGGCUCUCCUCGUUCUUCCUUCCUUAUCCUCCGCAUUCUAUCUUCCCGGUGUCUCUCCAACCUCCUAUGACCAGGGCCAAAGUGUCCCGCUUUAUGUCAACCAUUUGACCCCUACCCUUGCUCGUGAUGACCAGCUUCACUCAGUUUUCUCAUACGACUACUACCACCCGGCCUUUCACUUCUGUCGACCUGAAGGUGGCGCCAAAGAUGUGAGGGAAUCCCUAGGCAGUAUUCUGUUUGGUGAUCGAAUUCAGACUUCUCCACUGGAAUUGCAUAUGGGUCAGGAUGAGACCUGUAAAUCCAUCUGCGGCGAGACCAAAUUCGAUUCUCGCAGUGCCAAAUUCGUCAAUCGCCGAAUUUCCCAGGGAUAUAACAUUAACUGGCUCGUGGAUGGAUUGCCAGCAGCGCAACUCAACAAGGACGAAAACACCAACACUCAGUUCUACAGCCCCGGCUUUUCUCUGGGAGACUUGGACGAGAGCGGCCAAGCUGUUCUGAACAACCACUUCAACAUUCUCAUUGACUAUCACCGUGUCGGAUACGCCGGUGGAAAGGACAAGCUUCGUGUGGUUGGUGUCCUCGUUCAGCCUGAGUCCCACCCAGAUUCCAGAGUGUUGGAUGAUGGGUCGGUAGACUGCGGUAACAAGGGUAUUUUGACCCUGAACGAGGAUGGUGAAGGUGAGACUGCCGUCACAUGGACAUACAGUGUUUAUUGGAAGGAGUCAAAUACCGCCUGGGCUACUCGAUGGGAUAAGUAUCUCCAUGUUUACGACCCCAAGAUCCAUUGGUUCUCUCUCAUCAACUCUGCCGUCUUUGUGGUCUUCUUGGUUGGAAUGGUCAGCAUGAUUCUAGUCCGGGCCCUCAGGAAGGAUAUCGCUCGUUACAACCGUCUGGACUCGAUCAACCUGGAUGAUUUCGAUAGUACGUCUGCAGCCGUUGAAGAUGGUAUUCAGGAGGACUCGGGCUGGAAGUUGGUUCACGGUGAUGUCUUCCGUUGCCCCCAGUCCCCACUCUUACUGAGUGUGUUGCUGGGUAAUGGUGCUCAACUUUUCAUGAUGACCGGUGUUACUGUUGCAUUUGCUCUUCUUGGCCUUCUCUCCCCUGCCAAUCGAGGCUUCCUGGCCACCGCGAUUCUCAUGAUCUCUGCCCUCUUUGGUGCUAUCGGUGGAUACGUAUCAGCUCGUGCCUACAAAUCCUUUGGAGGCGAGGCUUGGAAGCGUAAUAUUAUCAUGACUCCUCUGUUGCUUCCCGGCUUCAUCUUCGGGCUGUUCUUCCUGCUCAACCUAUUUGUCUGGGCCAAGGGAUCUAGCGGUGCUGUUCCUUUCGGCACCAUGGUGGCCCUGGUCCUCAUCUGGUUCGUUAUCAGCGUUCCGUUGAGUGUGGCAGGUAGCUGGGUUGGAUUCCGUCAGAAGGCCUUUGAGGGACCUACCAAGACCAACCAGAUCCCGCGUCAAGUGCCGCCUAUGGCUGGCAGUCUUCGUACGAUUCCCUCUAUCCUCCUGACAGGUAUCCUGCCAUUCGGUGCGAUUUUUGUUGAGCUCUACUUCAUCAUGACUUCACUUUGGACGAACAAGAUCUACUACAUGUUCGGUUUCUUGUUCUUGUGCUACGGUCUAAUGAUUAUCACCUCGGCUGCCACUACCAUUCUCCUUGUCUACUUCCUGCUGUGUGCAGAGAACUACCGCUGGCAUUGGCGCGCCUUUGCAGGUGCGGGUAUGACUGGCGGCUACGUGUUUAUCAACGCCCUGAUCUUCUGGGUGACCCGAGUGAGCUUUGGUGGCCUGACGGGAGCUGUUCUAUACGUCGGUUACUCUGCUAUGAUUGGUUUCCUUGUCUUUGUUCUGACUGGCUCUAUCGGCUUCUUUGCCAGUUGGGCUUUCGUGCAGCGCAUCUACGGCUCCAUUAAGGUGGAUUAG